Messenger RNA from Triticum turgidum subsp. durum (durum wheat), 1449 nucleotides. Lineage: Eukaryota; Viridiplantae; Streptophyta; Magnoliopsida; Poales; Poaceae. The record is from the annotation of a GenBank genome assembly.
AUGCUAGCCGGCGGCGUUGGCAGCAACAGAGGCGGCAGCUCCCAUCUCUCCUCCCCCUCCUCCCAGAGGGACCUCCGCGGAGGCCGGAGCUUCCUCUUCGGGAACACCUGGUUCAUGCUCUCCGCCUACCCGGCGCGCCUGCUGCACACCGCCGACCGCCGCGCGCCCGCCGCCGCCUUCGUCGCCGCCGCCAUCCACCGGACGCCCCGCGUCGUGCGCGCGCACGGCGGCACGGGACAGGGCCUGCUGCAGCGGGGCAUCGUCAUGGCCGCCUGCGGCUACGCCUUCGGGCGGGCCGACCUGGGCGCCGCCGCCAAGCGCCAGCUGGAGAAGGACUCCUCGUCCGUGGCUGCCCACGCCUCGCGCAUCGUCGCCAUGGGGUCAGCUGGGACGGCGGCGAGGCCCGACGUCUCGUUCAAGUACCGGGGUUUGGAGUACUGUAAGAAGGUCGGCGUGAGCUUGAGAUGCCGCGAGCAGUGGGGGAUGGCUAGGACGUUCUGGACCAGUGCGGUUGGGCCGGGCAGGCAGCUCAGCUUCUCGGUUGACCCUUGGGCUCGGGAUUUCAGCACGUUGUGUGCGGCGCCUUACUCUGCUGGAGCUACAGAGAGUCAACUGACUCUGGAUGAGGCAUUACAGGAGAAGCAGACGGAUAACUCCACCGUUGCCUCUGAUGGGAAGUUACCUGCUCCUGAAAAACUGAAGCUGGUCUCAGGUUCUUGUUACCUGCCUCAUCCUGCUAAGGAGGCGACUGGCGGCGAAGAUGGUCACUUCAUUUGCAUUGAUGAACAGGCGAUUGGUGUGGCAGAUGGUGUUGGUGGUUGGGCAGAUCACGGUGUUGAUGCUGGACUAUAUGCGAAAGAACUAAUGAGUAAAUCAAUGAGUGCUAUCAAGGAUGAACCAGAAGGUGCAAUUGACCCAUCAAGAGUUCUGGAGAAAGCUUUUACAGGCACCAAAGCAAGGGGAUCAUCAACUGCUUGCAUCAUCACUCUUAAAGAACAGGGUCUUCAUGCUGUAAAUCUUGGGGACAGUGGCUUCAUAGUGGUCAGAGAUGGCCGCACUGUUCUCAAAUCACCUUCACAGCAGCAUGAUUUUAAUUUUACUUAUCAGCUCGAGAGUGGGGGUGGCAGUGAUCUUCCAAGUUCUGCCGACGUGAGUUUUCACUACUCGGUUGCUUCUGGUGAUGUUAUCAUUGCCGGCACGGAUGGGCUUUUCGACAACCUGUACGACAACGAAAUCACUGCCGUCGUUGUCGAGGCCCUCAGGAGUGGCCUCGGUGCCCAGGGCACAGCUCAGAAAAUCGCCGCCCUUGCUCGGGAGAGAGCAGAGGAUAAGCACAGGCAGUCACCCUUUGCAGCCGCUGCUCAGGAGGCUGGGUACAGGUACUAUGGAGGGAAGCUCGACGACAUCACGGUCGUGGUGUCAUACGUGAUGAGCGCAGCAGCUGUUUAA